This is a messenger RNA of Helicoverpa zea (corn earworm), 4493 nucleotides long. Its product is annotated as cathepsin O-like. The transcript has 6 exons. Lineage: Eukaryota; Metazoa; Arthropoda; Insecta; Lepidoptera; Noctuidae. Gene Ontology annotation, cellular component: lysosome. The record is from RefSeq and is a predicted model, not a curated record. Gene Ontology annotation, molecular function: cysteine-type endopeptidase activity. Bases 65 to 1171 code for a protein of 368 amino acids.
UUGUUGAGAUUGGCAGUGCGGAGUGGAUGUUAUUUUGUGUUUUAUUUAAUUUUAUUUCGCUACAAUGACGAAAUGGUGGAAUUGGGUGCUCGGGAUAGCGUUAUUCUGUCUGUUAUUUGUCGCCAUACCCAUAACGCUAAAUAAACAGAAAUCUAUGGAAGAACUCAAGCCAAUGUUUGACGAUUAUAUAGCAAAGUUCAAUAAAAGUUAUAGAAAUCCCGAAGAAUAUAUGGCAAGAUUUCAGCAUUUUGUGGCAUCAGUACGAGAAAUAGAACUCCUAAACGCUGGCUCCAGAGGUCCAGACCACUGCAAAGCCAAAUAUGGUCUGACAAGACUAUCAGACAUGUCUAAAACUGAGUUCAAAGACAUACAUUUGUCAGACGAGAAACUCCCUGCAGAAGCUAUUAAUAGGAGAAGAAACAGGUCUAAUAGGAGAGCAAGGCAUACGGAUGGAGAUUGCAAUAAUGAGCCUCAUAAUAAUGUUUAUGUUAUUAUCAGGAAGAAAAGGGCAGCUGCGUUGCCUUUGCAAGUUGAUUGGAGGACCAAAGGAGUGAUAGGUCCCAUACAAGACCAGGGUCUCUGUGGUGCUUGCUGGGCAUUCAGCACCGUUGGCACCAUUGAAGCCAUGUCUGCCAUCAAAACUGGCAAGCUGGACAAACUUAGUGUGCAGGAAGCAAUAGACUGCGCAGGUCUAGGCAACAGCGGCUGCGCCGGCGGCGACAUCUGCCUACUUCUAGAUUGGCUGACAAUGACUGACACAGCCAUACCGACGGAAGCGGAGUACCCGCUACGUUUGACUGACGGCGUUUGUAAAGCUAAGAAAAAUACUACGGGAGUUAAAGUGAAGACUUUUACUUGUGACGAUUUUGUUGGCUCUGAAGACAAGAUCCUGACGUCUUUAGCGAACCAUGGGCCGGUGACUGUGGCAGUUAACGCUCUCACCUGGCAACAUUACCUAGGAGGAGUUAUACAGUUCCAUUGCAGCGGUUCAGCAUUAGAACUCAACCACGCGGUCGAGUUAGUGGGCUACGAUUUAACCGGCGACGUUCCGUUCUACAUAGCCAAGAAUUCCUGGGGAAAAGACUUUGGAAACUCGGGAUAUCUCAACCUGGCUAUUGGCUCUAACAUCUGUGGUUUAGCCAAUGAGGUUGCUUCUGUUGAUGUUAAAUAAAAAGUAAUAUUAAAAAGUGAUAAGAUAGCGAUUUCCGAACGUUUUUUGGUGCAGUUGACAGUUGCUGUCAGUCAAUAACAAAGAUUUUUCAUAGGGCGACAUUGAUAUAUAUGUACUACGCACUAGAUGGAACGUUCCAAAUAAAAAGCUUGCCACACUGAAAUGCACUGCAGACUUUGCAUAGCCCAAAAUAGCAAAUCAGAGCGAUUUUGACACCUGCGUCAGAUGGAUGUCUAUAAAACGACAAUUGUAAAAUAGAAAAUACAUAUCAAGGCAUAAACUUACACAAAUUAACUAUUCGAUCGUAUAAGCCAUACCUCUCAUAAACAUCGAUAUCCAUUCAUUUCAUCCAAUAACAAACAUGCAUCACACUGGAAGUGCAUUUCAAGUCUAAGAUUUAUUAUUUUUAAGAGAAAAAAAACAUCGUAAUUAUUAUUAAAAUAUCCUUAAAAAUAAGUUCCUGGUUACAUGAUUAUAAUUACAAUACAUGAUAAUCAUUACAUGAUUUUGAAUUCACUCAGAUAUAAACUUUUUGAGUAAUGAAGAAUGUAGGCAAAAUACGAGCAAAAAUAUUAUGUCACUUCUGCAAUUAACAUUAAUGGGGAUGACUACCUGUCACAAUACGUCAACAAGAUAAAUUAUUUGUAUGGAUGUUCUUGUCUAUCGUUAGAAUAUAUGUCAAUGUAGGCCGAGUAAUUUCUCCGUCUAUGGUAUUAUCCCUUAAAACCAAACAGCUGUCAACUGCACAUAGGACGCGGUGUAUGACUAUGACCGAUCUUAACAUUUGAUCCAUCUAUUGAUUUGCUCUUUAGAGAUAGAAUUUUGUCAAUAGCUUCAUACAAGUGUAUGCUCUACAAGACCUAUGUAUGGUCCACUAGAGCAUGCGUAACUUAUAUGGCAAAAGAUAGAUAGAGCAAAGGAACAGAUGGAUCGAAAAUAGGGAACGGUUCUUAGUGACUUUUUUAAAUAUGGCGGUUACGUCCAAAAUUGUCUUGCCAUUUUUAUUUUAUUACAUUGAUAUUUUUAGGUAAAUUGACAUUGUAUUAAUAAAUUGAUUGACUAUUGGUCCAAGUUCACAAGACCACACAAACGUUAUUUUUCUUAAAACAAACUUGUUGGUUGUCUUGGGCCUAAAUAGAGAAAUUGUGUAUGUAGAGGAGAGUUAAGACGGUGAUUUUUUUAAAGCUUUUAUAUUUUCCGAUGUUAGUUUCAAUUCACAUUGAGUGCGCUAAAAAUCAUGUAAAAUGAUCAUAUGGAAAGUACAGAUCUAUGCUUUAUUUCACGAAAUUGGUUGAGCCAAGCUUGUGUGUCUUAAAAUAACAACUUAUGACGUCAUUGGUCAGCCCAAAUGAUAAGCCACGUCGUCCGAAAUAAGCGUUAAUUGGUUAAGACGAUACCUCGUUGCGAUGUUCACGGGCGAACUGGGUAAAUGGUUGAGAGGGAUAGAACUAUGCGAUAGCAACGUAAAUAGAUAGAGAGAGGAAACAUGCAACCUGCUCGAAAGAAAAUAACGUAAGCGCCAUACUAAAUAAAAAUUUAUUAAAAAAUCAAUUUUAUGUUUCUUUAAAAACUGAUUUCUGAUUAAUGUUUAAUAAGAUAUUAUCUACAUUCUUCAGUAUUUUAAUGUGACAGAAAGUACAUGACUACGACAUAAAAUUCAUAAAAUGUUAUUUUUAGAGGUAAGUUCUGAUUUAUUUUCUAUCGAGAAAAGUUACUUGUUUUAUGUUUUUGUCUUCGGAUUAAUCUAGGUAAUAUAGUCAACAAACACAUAUAAAAAAAAAAUAAUUAUUCAAAUAAGAAUUCUUAAAUUAAAAUUAACGUAAAAAAAUUGUUUAAUUUCGAGGUAUCGCCUUAACGAUGUGCCUUUAAUUGUAAUUAAUAAGCAAUAACUCAUAAAAUAAGUUUUUGAUAUAUUUUUUUAAACUAGUGCCAAUUGUAAUGCAGGAUAACAAGCGUUAGUAACAUGUAUUGUGAAAGUAGUUUUAAUACAAAGUGGUGAUGACAAUACGACAAUAAAUGAAAACAUGGACAAUACUAUUUCAUAGGUAGGUAUAACUCAAACUUUGAAAAUAUAAAACAUAAAAAGUAAACAUUUCAAGCACACUAAAUGACAUUCAAUUACCUACUUAAAACACUUUACUAAAUAGUUUUGGUUCGCUUUUAAGUAAUCUAUAUUAAUAAUGUAAGAAAGUGUUUUUUGUUUCUUUAUUUGUACUACUAGCUUCUGCCAGCGGUUUCACCCGCAUCCCGUGGGAACUACUUCCCGUACCGGGAUAAAAAGUAGCCUAUAGCCUUCUUCGAUAAAUGGGCUAUCUAACACUGAAAGAAAUUUUCAAAUCGGACCAGUAGUUCCUGAGAUUAGCGCGUUCAAACAAACAAACAAACUCUUCAGCUUUAUAAUAUUAGUAUAGAUAAAGACUCCAAACUCUUUGACUCUUGAAAAAGCUAGACUAUAUCCAAAUAACAUGGGGUAUAUUUUAUCCCCGUACGGGAAGGGUGUAACCGCGGGAAAACGACAAGUUUUUAUAGGUGUGUAUGUUUAAUUCAUUGUCGUAUUGUCAUCAAUGUAUAAAAAUACCAUAUUUGUUUUAUAAUUCGUUUUUUUUUUUUUAAUAUAAAAUGCGUAUUUCUAAAUAUUAUAGAUAUUUUAUGUUUGUUAAUACUUUACUUAUAUUUAAUUUGAAUUUUGUAUUAUUAGAACGCAAAAAGUUACUAAGGUAUGCUUUUGUGAUAUUGUAUAUAUUUUUAUUUUUAAGUACAAUUUUAACAUUUGUUUAAUUUUGCUUAAGGAAACAUAGAUUAUUUUGUAAAGUACCUAAGUUACAAAUCACUUAAUUUAGUCUAUUAAUAAUGUGCCACGUAGUUUAUUUUUAUCUCGGUUCAAGAUAUUAUUAGUUUUAAGGCUAAUUUCUCAAUCUUCAGUCAACUUCUAUCUUAAAAUGACAUAAUUAUAUUAAUAAAAAAACUGUCAAAACGUCAAACAUUUUUUUGAGAUAGAGUUAUCUGGAAAUUGAGAAAUCGGCCCUAAAAUAUACUCGAAUAUAAGUAAUUAUGAUUCCAUGACAAUUAAUGUUACCCAUAGUAGAAUGUGCCUUAUUUUAUUUAAGUACAAGGAAAUUAUUCCAAUUUUUUAUAUUAUAUGAUACUUUUUAUUUUAUAAAAAAAAUAUGUAACUAUAAAUCAUUGGGACCAAACCCUAAUUUGUUAUAAAAUAUAUUGUAUAAUAUUAAGUAGACCUUUAAUAAAAUUGUUACAACAUUCCGAGCCAAUGUUUUUGUACAAUAUAUUACAAUGAGAACAAAAUAAAAGGCUGUUUUUAUUA